Trifolium pratense (red clover) is the source of this 2301-nucleotide messenger RNA. Its product is annotated as mediator of RNA polymerase II transcription subunit 8-like. The transcript has 11 exons. Gene Ontology annotation, cellular component: mediator complex. Bases 299 to 1984 code for a protein of 561 amino acids. The record is from RefSeq and is a predicted model, not a curated record. NCBI's taxonomy places the organism in Eukaryota, Viridiplantae, Streptophyta, Magnoliopsida, Fabales, Fabaceae.
UCUCUUCGUAAAAAAAAAAAAAAAAAAGCAGCUCUCACAGAUUAAAAUCUCCCUCUCUCUGAAACGCGACGGCGCGACGCUCCUUUCCCUCCAAGACGCUCACCGGCGGCGACGGCGAGUCUCCGGCAACUUCUCUGUCUCCGCGUCGGUUCUCUGUUUUUGGAAAGGAAUAGGAUAAUCAUGGCUACUGUAGUAGGUGCUGCUGCUCUGAUGCGUGAUUAACCUUUUAUUCUGCAGUACUGUAUAUUUGUUUGUGGUCUAAGAGUGGAGCAAGAAGGAAACAGAAAAGGGAGGAAGAAUGGAAGGUGAGUUGGUGCAACAGCAGCAGCAGCAGGAGAGAUUGAACCAGGCAGUGCAGCAGCAGUUAAACCUAGAACAAGUAAAGACGCGUGCUAUCAGUCUGUUCAAAGCCAUAUCGAGGAUUCUGGAAGAUUUCGAUGCAUAUGCUCGCACUAACACCACUCCCAAAUGGCAAGAUAUUCUGGGUCAGUAUUCCAUGGUCAACCUCGAACUCUUCAACAUCGUUGAUGAUAUCAAGAAGGUCUCCAAGGCAUUCAUAGUCCAUCCCAAGAAUGUCAAUGCCGAUAAUGCUACAAUACUGCCUGUUAUGCUCUCCACAAAACUACUCCCUGAAAUGGAGACGGAGGACACCUCCAAGAGAGAUCAACUGCUUCAGGGGAUGCAGAACCUCCCAAUUCCCACUCAAAUUGACAAGUUGAAGGCUAGACUUGAUAUGAUUGCCGCAGCCUGUGAAGGUGCUGAGAAAGUAUUGGCAGACACUCGUAAAGCUUAUUGCUUUGGAACUCGUCAAGGCCCUGCCAUUGCCCCCACUCUCGACAAGGGUCAGGCUGCCAAAAUUCAAGAACAGGAAAAUCUACUCCGAGCCGCCGUCAAUAUUGGUGAAGAAUUACGGAUACCUGCAGACCAGAGGCGUACAACUGCUUCACUUCCAAUGCAUUUGGCAGAUGCAUAUCCUGUCAACGAGGGUGCACAAUCUUUUCCUGACGGGUCUAACAAUAAUGUGUAUAUGAAGAAUACUCCACUGUCAUCAAACAGUAUGGGUGGCCAGAAUUCGUUGUUACAGACCUCAGGAUCACAACUUUUGGGAAGAUCAGCUGCAUCUCCUUCUGCUGCAACCAGCACCACUUCUUUUGACAAUACAACAGCUUCACCAAUUCCAUAUGCCAAUUCACCUAGGUCUUCUACAACUAUAAUGAAUACGCCAUCUCCUCAGCAGCAAACCCCACAACUUCAGCAGCAACAGCCAACAACACAACAACAGCAACGACAGAAAAUGAUGCAGCAGUCUCAACAGCAGCAACAGCAAAUUCUUGCUCAGCAGCAACAGUUCAGGCAAUCUACAAUGCAAGGACUGGGGCAGUUGCACGGGCAACAUCAGAUGCAAUUUUCUCCACAACUUGGGCAUCAACAAUUUCAGAGUAGGCAGCUUUCUUCGGCACAUAUGCAGCAUGGCAUUGGUCAAACCCAACUCAAUCAAGGAAAUCAGAUGAAUCGUUUAAGCCAGUUUUCAGGUCAUGCUAACAGUGCAUUAUUUAGUGCUGCUCAAACAACACCAAAUACCCAGAUGAUUCCUAACAUUUCAGCUGGGAUAACUUCACAAUCUCUUCUACCACGGAUGCAGCUUGCUUAUUGGUUAACUCACUUAACUGUUGAUGAUACGAGGAUAACAUUCAAAUUUGUUCUACAUUUUUCAUUUCCUCAGUACGGAUUAUCCGGAAACAAUCCUCAGCGAAGUCAUCCUUCCCAAAUGUUGAGUGAUCAAAUGUUCAACAUGGGAGGUGGAAACCCUGGUGGUAUGAUGUCCAUACAGCAACAGCAGCAACAACAACAACACAGUUCACAAGGUGCUUUUGGUGGCAUGGCGUCAAAUGCUCAGAAUCUACAAUCUGGCAUGAUGACUCUUCAGAACGCUCAACAGAAUCAUCCAAAUUUCUCUCAACAGAGGCAACAAAAUCCACAGUGAUACGAUUGAGCAUGGUUGGGUUCAGUUUAGAAUGAAUUAUCAAACAAUGUUGCCCUAGAAACAUGGUUCACAGAAACUGAAGCAAACUGUUUUGUUGUUUUCUUUGUAAUUUUGGAUUGUCAGCCUGUUUAGAUAUUGUAAAAAAUAACUCAACUGGAAAAUGAUAAAUAGGAUUCUUUUUGGGUUUUUGUAGAGGGUAAUGAGUGAAGAAUUGUUGGUUUGAACCUGUACCAUAAUAUAUCAAAUGUCUAUGUAGUCUCUAAUCAUAUAAGUUGUAUUUGCAUAAUUUUUUGGUAUGGAAUUUACUUAUUCGUGAA